GGAAGAGACGGGAUUUUCUCGAAGCCAAAGGCAGAGAGGAGAAAGAGAGACAGCGAGAGAGGGAGAGCGAGCAGAGAGAGAGAGCGACCGCGGCCAUGGGUGAUUCGAGCGGUUCCGUUUCUGUCGACAUGGAGCCGAUCUCACUCGGUGGAAAGGAACAUAUUAUUCAGACUGGCCGUGGUCCUGUAUCUGUUGCUGUAUUUGGAGACCAAGACAAGCCAGCACUUGUUACUUAUCCUGAUUUAGGCUUAAAUCAUCCUAACUCACCAAUUGGUCAUGACCAGAUAUGUCAUGUUUCCAAGGAUUGUUCUUCUGCCCAGAAGCUUCCUCACUGCUGCUUCAUAACUUCUGCAUUUACCAUAUCAGUCCUCCAGGUCAUGCGGUCGUUAGGAGCUGCGGCAAUUUCUCCCAAAAUUCCUGUGCCUUCUGCUGAUGACUUAGCAGAUCAAGUUGCAAAUGUUCUCGACUACUUUGGGCUUGAUGUAGUGAUGUGCUUGGGGGUAACAGGUGGUGCCUACAUCCUCACUCUUUUUGCGAUGAAAUAUCGACAGCGGGUCCUUGGUUUGAUGCUCGUUUCCCCUCUAUGCAAGGCACCAUCUUGGACAGAAUGGUUGUAUAACAAGGUGUUGUCGAACUUCUUGUACUUCUAUGGAAUGUGUGGUGUAGUGAAGGAGUGCUUGCUUCAACGGUACUUCAGCAAUGAAGUACGGGGCAGCGAAUAUGUUCCUGAGUCGGAUAUUGUACAAGCAUGCAGACAUUUGCUUGAACAGAGGCAGAGUUCAAAUGUAUUGCGGUUUCUUCAAGCAUUGAGUGGGAGACGCGACAUUAGUGAAGGAUUGAAGAAACUACAGUGUCGGACUCUAAUAUUUGUUGGCGAGAACUCUCCAUUCCAUGCCGAGGCCCUCCACAUGACCUCAAAAUUGGAUAGAAGAUACAGUGCUCUGGUCGAGGUUCAAGCAUGCGGAUCGAUGGUGACGGAGGAGCAGCCCCAUGCAAUGCUGAUACCAAUGGAGUACUUUCUAAUGGGGUAUGGGCUUUACCGGCCAUGCCAGCUGAGCGGCAGCCCACGGAGCCCGCUGAGCCCAUCAUGCAUCUCGCCGGAGCUGCUCUCACCAGAAAGCAUGGGCUUGAAGCUAAAGCCCAUAAAGACGCGUGUUUCGCUGCAAGUUUAAUGUGAGGACAUGUAGGUAGGAUGAGAUGAGAGAGGGAGAGUUGGGAUGGUGGUAGAGAGUCGAUGUUGUAAUAAUAUUGGAGUUCCAUUUAAAUUUUUUUUUUUUUUUUGUUCUUCUUCUUCUUCUUCUUCCUCCACCAUUUUCAUGAUAUCAUUUGAUGUGGGGGGUGGGGGGUUUGGUGGGGAGGUGUAGAUAGUGUGGUAGGUGACAGAAAGGGGAAAGAGCAGAUAUGAUGGUGAGAAUGAGUGAGGGAGGGGGGGAGGGAGGGAGAUUCUAUUCCAUUCAUUUGUAGUCGCAGUCAUAAGGUGUCUGUCUUGUCUUGUCUUGGUCUUGUAAAUCCUCAUUAUUUAUGAUUACUGAUAAUAAUAAUAAGAAAGAUUCGAGGAUGAGAAGGUGGGCCUCAAUCAUGAUGGGGUUGGCCUUCUUUUCUUCCUCUUUUUUUUUCCCCCU
This is a messenger RNA of Magnolia sinica, 1622 nucleotides long. RefSeq names its product protein NDL1-like. Bases 96 to 1172 code for a protein of 358 amino acids. The record is from RefSeq and is a predicted model, not a curated record. The transcript is spliced from 11 exons. NCBI's taxonomy places the organism in Eukaryota, Viridiplantae, Streptophyta, Magnoliopsida, Magnoliales, Magnoliaceae.